This is a messenger RNA of Anopheles coustani, 3294 nucleotides long. It is a transcript of the gene Lnk, whose product is annotated as SH2B adapter protein 2. Gene Ontology annotation, molecular function: transmembrane receptor protein tyrosine kinase adaptor activity. Gene Ontology annotation, biological process: intracellular signal transduction. The record is from RefSeq and is a predicted model, not a curated record. The transcript is spliced from 6 exons. NCBI's taxonomy places the organism in Eukaryota, Metazoa, Arthropoda, Insecta, Diptera, Culicidae. Gene Ontology annotation, cellular component: plasma membrane. The coding region runs from base 982 to 3294 and encodes 770 amino acids.
CUUCGCUUGCGACGCAGGAAAAGCAGCUGCUGAACUACCAGCGAACCUAAUUCCUCUGUGCUUGUGAAUGUGAAAAUCGUCGGGCUCCGCUGCAGGUAGAUUUGGGUGCUGUUUUAUUUCCGUACCGUCAGCGGCGGAUGGGGCGGUCCAAGUGCAGCAAAAGUGAAGCGGCUUAGCCAGCAGGGAUCAAGUGCAUGUGUCGGUGAUAAUAAUGGUGACGGUGUUAUUUUCUUAUCGUGGAGUCCAUUGGUGGGGGUAAAGUUCGCCCUAUUGCGCUGCGGUCGAGACGUUGUUAUUGCAACUCCCCGCCCGAUGGUGGUAGGUGUGUUAGAAAAGUGCUACGAUUUACAAAGAAGAAAGUUUCCUUUUUGCGAUUGAACAAUUAUUAAACGUCACAGCUGUUAGCAUCGAUCGCUAAGAUAAAUCUACCGUGUCUAUCAAGGCGAUCGGGCUACACCUGACGUGUGCGUUUAUUGAUGAGAAAAAAGGAAUGCUGAUACGGAUGCCCCCGCUGCGCCCGCAAAACACCCGACAGCUCGACGCGGUUUCCAGCGCGAGUACCGCAGUGUAGACUGGCCGCUGUCACUGCGCUACUACUGGUAAUGCGUAACGACGAAGAUGCUGGUGCCGCCGCCACCGCCGCCACCGCCGCUACAUCGUAUUGUACGUUGCUGUGUGCGAACGUGCACCAUACUUAAAAAGUGCUGGCACUGAUAAAUAUACUCAGCUGCAAGUGUGUCGCGAUACCGUAAAUCACGAGAACAGGCGCGUCAUUACAAUGGUGAGGUGAAGCAGAGAUAUAGAUUGCCCGCAGCAGCAUCAGCACCAGGCAAAAGGGUGUGGAAUUGGUCAGCCCACGCGGGGUGCGUAGGGCCGUGAGUGGAAGAGAGGAAUAAGGAAAGCAAAAAGAGAAAACAAGUGUAGGAAACAGAGAGAGAGAGACAGAGGGAGAGCGAUACGGGAGAGAAAUAAACAAAAAUCAUGGCCAAUCUGACAGAUGGUGAUCAAAGUUUUUGCAGUGUGACAGUUCAACAACAACAACAACAACAACAACAACAACAGCAGCAUCAAGUAUCCGGCGGAGGCAACGGGUCGCAUACCGGUAACGCCUUGAACGUAGGAAGUGGUGCUGCAGGUGAUGAGGGUGGAGAGGGCGGCGGCCUAGGGGGAAACAGCGGUACUACCGUUGGAUCGAGCGGAUCAAUGGCAGCGACGUCGAUGAUGACGGCGUCGCCGCUGGCGACAACCACAACGUCGACGGUGGGAACGUGGACGGAAUUUUGCGAGCGUCACGCACGGGCGGCCGCAGCGGACUUUGCCCGGGCGUGCGUGAAUUACGUCAACACAACCCUGCCGGAACUGGCGCGCCAUGCCAUUUCGCACCGGGACUUCAUGCGCCGCUUCGUCCACUGCUUCGAGGCGCGCUUCGAGGAGGAGUUUCAACGCCGGAAAACGCAACCUAAGACUGGAAAUGGUUCUGCCACGCUGCCAGAGGAGAGUGACUACUCCGAAGAUACCGAUUCGCCAAAAACCAACCACAAACCGUUCUUCCGACGAUUAUCGUUCAAGGGGCUGCGCAAGGGCAAGGUAAUUCAUGCAUUUUUUCACAAGCAGCACUCCGACGAGGUGGAGCUGUCGGAUAGGCGGGCGAACAAAACCAAACUCGCCAAGAUCGUGGUCGAGUGCCGGAAGGAGGGCACGGUCAACUAUCUGUCGCCGGAGAAUCUCGACCAGCCGUCCGGCUCGCAGAAGUGGGAAAAAUGCAAGCUGGUGCUAGUGAAAACGGUCUCAGGAUACAUGCUGGAGUUCUACUCGCCACCAAAGUCUCAAAAGCCUCGAAGCGGCGUAUUCUGCUUUCUUAUAACGGAAGCGCGCGAAACGACCGCCCUGGAGAUGCCGGACCACGAGAACACGUUCGUGCUGAAGGCGGGCAACAACAUGGAGUACGUCAUAGAAGCGCGCGACACGGACGACAUGCGCAGCUGGCUGGCCACGAUACGCUACUGCAUGCGUAGCACACAGACAAGCUCGGGCGCUGCCGAAUCGACGGCCGCAGAUUUGAACACCAGCCUCAGUACCUCGAUGUCCCAUGGUGGUGGCGUUGGCGGUGGAGGCACUGUUGGAGGGAUCGGUGCUGGGGGAGGAGGAGGUGGUGCAGGUGGAGGAGGAAUGUCGUCAUUGACGACGGACGUGAACAACCUUAGCUUAAGCCAGUCCGCUUCGGCAGCCAACGCGACGCCACCGGGUGGCCCCGGAGCAACGGCAUCGCUGUCGUCAGCCGGAACGCCGGGCCCGAUGGGUGGCACAGGCACCGGAAACACUGCUUCCGGCCAAACCGGGCCGAGUAUGGUGAACGCACCCGACCUGCCCCCGCGGCGACCCGACGACCGGAUAUCGUCCUCGAGCACCUUCGAGCUGACCGAGAACGACCUCGAUCAGGCCCACGAAACCGACACCGACCUGACGGCGAUGAUGCGCGAGUACCCCUGGUUCCACGGUACGCUGCCCCGUUUCGACGCCGCCCAGCUGGUGCUGCGCGACGGCACCUCUAGUCAUGGCGUGUUCCUCGUACGCCAGAGCGAAACGCGCAAGGGCGAGUUCGUGCUGACGUUCAACUUCCAGGGUAAGGCGAAACACCUGCGCAUGACGCUGAACGAUCUCGGUCAGUGCCGGGUGCAGCACCUUUGGUUUCCCUCGAUCACCGAGAUGCUCGAGCACUUCCGGCAACACCCCAUCCCGCUCGAGUCAGGCGGUACUGCCGACGUCACGCUGACCGGGUACGUGCUGACGCCCCAACACCAGCAAGUGAUCGCGCACCAGCAGCAGCAACAUCAUCAGCAGUCGUCGUCGUCGUCGGCACAAUCGCAACAACAAUCGCAAUCACAGCAGCACGCAAACAGCAACAACUACUCCACCACUUUGAUCGGCAGCGGGGCGGCCGGUUCCGGUGCUUCCAACACCUCCUCCUCCAACGCAGCGGGCGGUGGUUCUGCUGCCAACAAUCCCCAGACCAGCCCGAGACAUGCGAUCACGCUGAACGGAAGCGUCCGGAUCAAGACGUGCGAUUUAGAGCUGUCCCUGCAAACGGUCCCUGUCGAGCAGAUGAACUCGCACCAUCUGCACCACUCCCAGCAGCACCAGCAGCAUCUGCUGCUUCACGCACAGCAGCAGCAACCAACGGCCCCGCAGCCCGGGACGAGUGGCUUAGGCCAAGGCUCGGGUACUGGAACUCAGCAGACCGGCACGGGCGAGGACGGUCAACGGGCAGUGGAUAAUCAGUACAGCUACGUUUGA